AUGGAUACUUCUCCAAGCUUCUUCGACCCUGAAGACCUCUCAACCAGAGAGAAAUUUCGUCGAUACGGGUUCGAAUCCAAGAUUUCCAAUUUAGCUCAAGAUACUGUUGUUUUGGGUGAUUUGGUUUUGGCUGGGAAAAGGCACUUGGGUUCAAACAUAUCUCCGCACCAAGAGAAUUCAGCUUCAAAAUUUAGUGAAUCUAGGCUACUCUAUGAUGGCCAGAGUAUACAUAGCCCGGCCAAUGCUGCACUUCUUCUAGAAAAUAUUAAGCAAGAGGUUGAAAGCAUUGAUCCUUAUCACUUGGAAGGAACUCCUGGAAAGACUCCUGUCUCAAAAAGGAGGUCGCCCAUUGAUGGGACAGAGGUGGAUGUUGGUGCCGGUUCUGGUUUAGUCCACCGUUCAAUAAAAUUGCUCAAGCAGGAGGAGGACUCACUGGCUGAUGAUGGAGAUACAACCUUUGCUUUAUUUGCUUCUCUACUUGAUUCUGCUCUUCAAGGGUUGAUGUCUUUUCCUGACUUGAUACUAAGGUUUGAAGGAUCCUGCCGAGACGUUUCAGAGUCAAUUAGGUAUGGUUCCAACAUACGGCAUCGUAUAGUAGAGGACAAGUUGAUGAGGCAGAAGGCUCAGCUCCUUCUCGAUGAGGCUGCUUCAUGGUCGCUCCUGUGGUACCUUUUUGGGAAAGGAAAUCUAUCGCUAACCUCUGAACUUCUUAUGCUAGAACUGAUUUCCUUCACACAACCACAUAUAGAUGUUCACACAAAUACAUGGACUGAAGAGAUUCCUAAAGAGCUCAUCCUGUUGCCCUCAACAUCACACUUGGAGGCUUGCCAAUUCGUCGCAGAGGACCAUACAGCACAAUUAUGUCUACGGAUUGUUCAAUGGCUGGAAGGCUUAGCCUCCAAAGCACUUGACUUGGAAAGAAAGGUGCGAGGGUCUCAUGUUGGUGCCUGUCUCCCAAGCUCUGGAAUUUGGUACCAUACUCAGUGCUAUCUUAAGAAAGGAGCAUCCAGUACAAAUACGAUUCAUCACUUGGAUUUUGAUGCUCCAACACGUGAACAUGCUCAACAAUUACCUGAUGACAAAUACCCCAUGAAUAUGCAACCAGAUGUCUGGACUCUUUUAAGAGCUGGAAGACUGGAAGAGGCAUGUCACCUUUGCCGAUCUGCAGGACAGCCAUGGAGAGCUGCAACUUUGUGCGUAUUUGGUGGACUUGAUCAGUUUCCUUCAAUUGAAGCCCUGGUGAAAAAUGGAAAGGAUAGAACUUUGCAAGCCAUUGAGUUGGAAAGUGGCAUUGGCCACCAAUGGCAUCUGUGGAAGUGGGCUUCUUAUUGUGCAUCAGAGAAAAUAGCAGAGCAAGAUGCUGCUAAAUAUGAAUCAGCAGUCUAUGCAGCACAAUGUAGCAAUUUAAAGCGCAUGCUUCCAAUCUGUACUGACUGGGAGUCAGCAUGCUGGGCAAUGGCAAAGUCAUGGCUAGAUGUUCAGUUGGAUUUGGAAUUGGCUCAUUUAGAACCAGGAAGGUUGGAUCAAUUUAAAAGCAUUGGAGAUGCAAUUGAUGGAAGUCCUGGACAUAGUGAUGGAGCUGUUCAGCCUUCAAAUGGACCAGGAAUUUGGCCACUCCAAGUUUUGAACCAGCAACCACGACAACUUUCUGAUCUUCUUCAGAAACUUCAUUCAGGGGAAAUGGUCCAUGAAAGUGUUACUCGAGGAUGCAAGGAGCAGCAACGCCAAAUUGAGAUGAUUCUAAUGUUAGGGGAUAUUGCACGAUUGCUAGACCUUAUAUGGUCGUGGAUAGCACCUUCAGAAGAUGAUCAGAAUGUCUUCAGGCCUCAUGGAGAUCCUCAGAUGAUUCGAUUUGGUGCUCAUCUAGUGCUUGUGCUCAGAUACUUACUUGGUGAUGAAAUGGAUGCUUUCAGAGAGAAAAUUAUGAAUGUUGGUGAUCUCAUUGUACACAUGUAUGCCAUGUUUUUGUUUUCCAAGCAACAUGAGGAGUUGGUGGGUAUAUAUGCUUCUCAACUUGCACGCCACCGGUGCAUUGACCUCUUUGUGCACAUGAUGGAACUGAGGCUGAACAGCAGUGUGCAUGUCAAAUAUAAGAUCUUCCUUUCUGCUAUGGAGUAUUUACAAUUUUCCCCUGUGGACAACUCGAAAGGAAGUUUUGAAGAAAUUGUUGAGAGGGUUUUGUCAAGAUCUCGGGAAAUCAAAGUUGGUAAGUAUGAUAAGCUAUCAGAUGUUGCAGAGCAGCACCGGCUGCAGAGCCUUCCGAAAGCUAUGGUUAUCCAGUGGCUCUGCUUCACACCCCCCUCCACAAUUACUAAUGUUGAGGAUGUCAAUACAAAACUUCUUCUGAGGGCUUUGAUGCACAGCAACAUAUUGUUCCGGGAGUUUGCCCUGGUUUCAAUGUGGAGAGUUCCUGCAAUGCCCAUUGGUGCUCACACAUUACUUAGUUUUCUUGCUGAACCUUUGAAGCAACUUUCAGAAUCUUCUGAUAGCUUGGAGGAUUACAACGUUUCUCAGAACCUGGAAGAGUUCCACGAUUGGAGUGAGUAUUAUUCUUGUGAUGCAAAAUAUCGCAAUUGGCUCAAAAUUGAAUUAGAGAAUGCAGAGGUUUCUCCACUUGAACUCUCAAUGGAGGAAAGACAAAGGGCUAUUUUAGCAGCCAAGGAGACUGUGAAUUCGUCUUUGUCAUUGUUGAGAAAAGAAAAUCCUUGGUUAGCUCCUGGUGAAGAUCAUGUGUACGAAUCUGUGGAACCUAUAUUUCUUGAAUUGCAUGCCACUGCAAUGCUUUGCUUGCGUUCCGGUGAAUGCUUGCCUCCAGAUGCAACUGUGUGCACUACUUUAAUGAGUGCUCUUUACUCUUCAGUGAGCGAGCAAGAUGUGUUAAAUCGGCAACUAAUGAUAAAUGUCUCCAUAUCCUCAAAGGACAAUUACUACGUAGAGGUUGUGCUUCGCUGCUUGGCAGUUGCAGGUGAUGGUCUUGGGCAACAGGAACACAAUGAUGGUGGUAUUCUUAGUACUGUUAUGGCUGCUGGCUUCAAAGGUGAGCUGCUUCGAUUUCAAUCUGGAGUCACAAUGGAGAUUUCCCGAUUAGAUGCCUGGUAUUCGAGCAAAGGUGGUUCCUUAGAGAGCCCAGCAACAUACAUUGUGCAGGGCCUUUGUCGUAGGUGCUGUAUUCCAGAAGUCAUUCUUCGGUGCAUGGAGGUCUCUCUUUCGCUUAUAGAGUUGGGUAUGCCACCUGAAGGUCAUGAUCAGUUGAUUGACUUAGUUGCUUCGUCCGAGGCUGGGGUUCUUCAUUUGUUUAGUCACCAACAAUUGCAGGAAUUUUUAUUGGUUGAGAGGGAAUACUCCAUAAGGCAAAUGGAGCUUGAAGAGGAGCUUUCUUCUUGA
This is a messenger RNA of Prunus armeniaca (apricot), 3384 nucleotides long. NCBI's taxonomy places the organism in Eukaryota, Viridiplantae, Streptophyta, Magnoliopsida, Rosales, Rosaceae. The record is from the annotation of a GenBank genome assembly.